Molecule: messenger RNA, 2186 nt
Organism: Drosophila gunungcola (fruit fly)
Lineage: Eukaryota; Metazoa; Arthropoda; Insecta; Diptera; Drosophilidae
Exons: 4
Coding region: 82-2103 (673 amino acids)
Biological process (GO): maturation of SSU-rRNA
Cellular component (GO): nucleus; nucleolus
Molecular function (GO): RNA binding
Source: RefSeq, a predicted model, not a curated record
UUCCCACCCCUAAUUCAAUAUUUUGCCGCUCUGCACGUGUUGAAUUGUUAUUGAUUUAGAAAAAACAGCUUUACUUAAAAAAUGUCCAAGUUCCUGUCCUACUACAAUCUGUUUCCCAUACCAGAUCCCAAGGAGUUCCUGGGCCUGGCUUCCGACAAGGAGAAGGGCAAUGUGGUGACCACACUUGCACGCAAUGUGGUUGUCGUUUUGAAUAUCAGUACACAAAAGCAGUUGCUCAGUUGGUCCCUGCCGGAGAAGCUAUCGUCCAAGGUUAUCUACGAUCCCAGCAGCCAGAAAUAUGUGGGCGUCUUUGGUAACCACUCGCUGCGACUUUGGGAUGUGGACACCAGUGAUGUGGCCAAGUGCAAAAAGCUGAAGUUCCAAAAAAGCAUUGCCCACCUGGUAGAAACCAGCCAGGAGGCCUUGGUCCUCUACAGCGAUGGCGACUGCCAAACCCUAUCGCAGGCGUUGACCUCUCGCAAGGAUCAGAAGGAGGAUACGGCCGAGCAGCUGGCCCUGGUCGCCAGCAAGGUCAUCAGCAAACCCAAAGUCUACACCCUGGUCCAGGGCCAACAGGUGCUCACCUACUUCGAGGAAACAAAGGCCACCGGCGAACUACAGCUCAUCCGAAAUUCCCUGACCACCGCCGAAAGGCGCAAGUACCUCAUCAAGCGGGAGGAAGUGCGCCUCACCGGCUACGCCGUCGUGGAAGGCGAUGCAGCUCCUCAACUGCUGACUAUUUGGUCCGACAAACGCAUCUUCAUGCUAAAUCUGGCGGAGCGUACCGCGGAGCGAUCACCCGGACAAUUCGUGUCCAUGCUGGCCGAGCUGAAUGUGGAGAGCAAUCUAUCUGUGCACGGAGUCUCGCGGAACUUUGCUGCCAUCUACGGCGCCAACUACGGACAAGAGGGUGCCUCGCUGUUGGUCUACAACACGCAGUUCAAGGUGGUCAAUGCCAAGCAGUACUUCAAGGUGUACCUGGACUUCUCCCGCCUUUGGGCCGGCGACGAGCACAUUCUGCUGGCCAUGGGUCACAAUAUAGCCGCCGUGCGGUACCGUAUGAACCGUGAAGUGCUGGUGGACAUGCUGGGCUCCCAGUUCAGCGACACCCACCUCACGCCCAUCGAACUGGAUCACAUUAACGAGGAGGAGCAGCUAGAGUCGAUCAUCAAGUUCGGUGGCAGCACAAAGCCCAUCAAUUAUAACUCUGUGAAAUCCAAGUUGAAUAAGCUGAUGCCCACAUUGGAGGCCGAAACGGCAGAUGGCAGGGCGUUGGCCUACGAGUCUCCAGAGUUUGUGGAUCAGGAGAUGGACGAAAUCGUUAAGCAACAUGUCCAUGGAGAGACCACAAGCUGCGAGAAUGGACUGGAGGAUGUGAGUGUCACUCUAAUGACGAACUUCUUCGAUGCGGGCCCACAGAACACAGCUGUGCAGGCCUUGGUGCGGCAGUUGGAGCGAAGUGGAGCGGGCGAAGAGGAGAUUAUCGAGAAGAUAUUGACCCUAUUCAUUAAGACCGGAAACACAGAGCAUGUGCUGAUGUGCCUGCGGCGUUACAGCAACAUCUCGGAGAGAAUGCUGGCCUGGUCUUUGCGUUUUGCUCUAGAUAAAUGGACGAAAACCCCUGUCAUUAAUGGCAAUGCCAAAGUGGAACCCAUGGAGACGAAACAGUCCAAAAAAGAGCUGCUUAAUGCAGUGCUAGCCUGCAGUUUUGAUGCCAGCGGUAUCGAGGGGCAUCUGCGCCAUCGGCUGGAGCUCUCUCAUGUCCAGCACCUGAUGAACCACCUGUACGAGCUGGUCAACGAUCCCAGAGCCCAGCUAGAGGAACGGCCCAACCGGGAUUCCUCGCUGAUCCAAACGGAAGUCCAGGCCCUGCAAUGGUUUGGCUGCCUUUUGACCUCCCACUUCACCCUGCUGAGCAUCUCCAAGGACGAAGCGCUCCUCGAAACGCUUUCCAAGUGGUCCGAUCUUCUCUCCUUUUACGAGGAUAGCUUAUUCGAUUUGGCCAAUCUGCUGCCGCAGCUAUCGAAUAUUGUGGAAAAGCGCGAUAUCAAGCCCAUUUACUCUACCACGUGGUAUGGCAUCGAGGAGGUGGUGCUCUACUAGGAAAAAAUUAAUGACUUUAGAGUUUCCCUUAAGUUUGUUUCAUAGUGAUUAAGCCAAAUAAAACUAGAAUUUAGUUGAAUGAA